AUGUUUGCUAUGCAAUGCCCUGCGGCCUUUCAGCUAGCAUCCGGUGUUCCUAACUUUAAGAAAGCCGUUUGGGGUGUAACGGCCACCUCCUCGGAGACGGCUUUGAAGGCCGCUCUAUCCGGCAGACAUUCACGCAUGUGUGUUCACAUCCUCUUAACUCUAAGAGCUUUCGGAGACGCAGCAUCCUCGUACGUGUGCUGUUUCUUCCGCGACUGUUGCUCCUGUCUCUGCUUCCAGGGCCUUAAGAAGAAGAGCACCCUGCAGCUCGCCAGCGGGCACUUGGUUGGUGAGGAGUUCUUCGGCGCGCUCACUGCUUUCCAGGGGCCCUCCUCCGAUACUCCCCACAUUGAGGGGGCUGCGCAAAAACCGCAUGCCCAGCACGCGCAAGCCUUUGAAGAAGAGGGAGGCUUGUAUGCGCAGAAGCCCCCUAGAGCCUGGAAAAUAUCCGGAUUUAGCGCAAGGCCCUCGUGCCCCGCAAGGAAUCCCUUGGCAGCUGAGAAAAGGAGGUGGGCAGCUGCUGCGGCGGGAAGCGCCCUGCUGGAUAGCCAGCUACUGCAGCAGCAGCGGUGGCUGCUGACGAGCGUUGAGGAGGCCCUUGAGGGUUUCUUCGAUGCACUGGCGUUUAGCGGCAGGCGCUUUGGAAGGCCUAGCGCACCGCCGUCAGAAGUGGCUAUGAGUGCUGGGUGGAUGGGAGCCUCAUCUUCCAUUGCAGUCGCGGGGUCGAGAGGCGCUGCCGUCGGGGAGGGGGAAAGCUCCGUCAUGACAUGGGUACUUGCCCCCGCAGGAGGCGACGAUGCGGGCGACACGUCUAGGAGGCUGGCAGAGGAGAGAGACGUGCUGCUGGAAGCCUUGGAGUUCGCGUUUUCGCUGCAUGCGGAGGAGGUCAUGCGGGAGAGAAAGGCCUCGGGGCUCUUCUCUACGGGCAGCUACGCGCCCGCGGGGGCCCCUCUUGCCGCAACUUUGCAGGUUAGCUUCGACUCGGUGCCUCUUCACGAGCAGCGGAUCCUGCAGGCGGAGUGGGAAGAGGCCCUGGAAACUUCGUUGUGGGAGCGUGUGGGGGGGGAGGACUCUUUGGAAGAGGCCUUUUACGACACCCUUAUAACUCCGGGAAAAGCGCAGCUCUCGGGGGAAGGCAUGAACAAUGCGCCGCAUGUGGAUGAAGGGGGGGAUAACCGCAGACAUUUGCGGGGCCUCUUCGAGGCGAUGGUAAGGGGCCUCGAGGGGCCCGAGGGGGCGACGGCUCUUGAGGUUCUGUCGCUUUCCCUAGAAGAUCUGCGGAUCAUCUUGGCUCUCGAAGAGGAGACGGGGGGCCCCCUGUCCCUUGUGGUGGUGGAGGACUGGGGGGAGAGCGCGGAGGUUGCUCACAUCCUCGGAGACGAGGAAAAGGCCGCUUUUCUCGUCGGGCAGAAGGACGGAACCCCACAGACGCUAGGACUAGAGGGAGGGGAAGAAGGAGACAGCGCGGCGAAGGAGGAAGAGGGCCUUGUCGACGAUAACUACUGGCAUUGGCUUAUAGAAGACCCUGGGGCUUGGUAG
Molecule: messenger RNA, 1536 nt
Organism: Cyclospora cayetanensis
Lineage: Eukaryota; Apicomplexa; Conoidasida; Eucoccidiorida; Eimeriidae
Exons: 3
Coding region: 1-1536 (511 amino acids)
Source: RefSeq, a predicted model, not a curated record